Cyclopterus lumpus (lumpfish) is the source of this 4724-nucleotide messenger RNA. It is a transcript of the gene rgl2, whose product is annotated as ral guanine nucleotide dissociation stimulator-like 2. The record is from RefSeq and is a predicted model, not a curated record. Lineage: Eukaryota; Metazoa; Chordata; Actinopteri; Perciformes; Cyclopteridae. The transcript is spliced from 21 exons. Gene Ontology annotation, biological process: Ras protein signal transduction; positive regulation of GTPase activity. The coding region runs from base 872 to 2923 and encodes 683 amino acids. Gene Ontology annotation, cellular component: plasma membrane. Gene Ontology annotation, molecular function: guanyl-nucleotide exchange factor activity.
AAGCGACGUGCCUCUCAUUGGCUACCGGCCCUUGCAGCCUGACACCCCGAGCCCCCAAUCACGGAGGCGGAGCGGCGUCAGCGAAUCGGAAACUUCACAGGUGAUGCAUGCUCGGGGGCCGGACUUAGCUCCAGCUUCAGGUGUGUCUUUGUGAGCCACAGACUGUUGAGGGGCAAAGCCGCGAAGAGGUGAACACACAGAUCCAGGUCAACAGAGGGAAACAGCAGUCGGGUACAGAAAGAGCAAGAGAGAGAAAAGAGGGAGCAACAGAUGAGAGAAAAUGGAGAAAAUAAUGAGAACGCCGUUGGUCCCUUUAUCCUAAAGAUUUCCAGGAAGCUCAGGGAUCGCUACCUGCCUGGACUUGCAGUGGGAAAGGUAACUUGUGGGGCCGAUUUCUUUCUCUCUUCUUCUUUUUGUGUACUUGUGUGAUAACACGGGAAAAGAUACGAUGGCAUGCAGGUUUGCAUUGACGCAAGCUGAGAAGGCAGCUAGAAUAACAGGUUUGAUACGGACCAUUCGGGGCCACGGGAUCCUUUUUGAAACCACGAAGCUCGGAGCGUUGACCUUGGAUCAAGCCAAGCCGAGAUCAACCGUCCCAAAUUUGCUGGACAUUUUUGCCAACCAGGCGAAUGAAACGAGCCCGAGGGAGAAAAUCGUUGUCUGGUUCAAGUGCACACGCAGCCUGUGAGGCCGGGUCAACGAUUAGCGGGUCGCACGCCAUAAAUACUCACGAGCGCCGCCUCACACGGAGCUUCAUGACGAUGUGUUGAUGUGUCGAUUCCCUCGCUUGGCGCGCCCCCUUCUUCUAAUGAGACUAAAGGGUUAAGCGCCUGUUUUGUUCGGUUCCCCUCUUCAGGCAGAGCCCUCACCGAUGAAGACCACCUGGUACUGUCCUGUAGAUCUGUCCACUGUGGUGGAGGAGCAGGACGAUGGGGUGGUCUACACGGUGGUGGUCAAGCAGCACCACGGUGCCCCCGGCAGCCUGACGUCGGUGGUUUCUCGCUCCCAGUGCUUGAAAGCGGGGACGGAAGAGAAGCUGGUGCUCCACCUCCUCCACUCCUUUUCUAUGGGCGACUCCUCCUUCAUCACCAUCUUCCUCUCCACCUAUCGAUCCUUCACCUCCACGGGCAGAGUGCUGGACAUCCUCACUGACAGAUUGGAGAAUCCGCCCGGGAACAGCGAGAGGAGCCAUAUGAGACAAUCUUUCAACAAAGCGGUGUGUUCGGUGUUCAGCAAUUGGCUCUCUGAGUAUCCCGAAGACUUUAAGUGUUUGGAGGAGCCCUCACACCUGCUGCGCCUGGUUCCCCUGCUCCCCAAGGACUCCUUGUCCGCGGUCGACCUCCGCGCUCGCCUCCUCCAGAUAGCCGAGGAGCUCAGCGAGAAAGCCCUGCUCCCUGACGCCCAUAAAGAUCGGACCGCUUUCACCUGCCCUCCUCCGGACGCCUCCAAGUUCGAAGCCACCAACAUCCUUGGAUUCCCUGCAGCGAUCAUCGCCGAGCAGCUCACCAGAAUAGAGACUGAGCUGUUUGUCCGUCUGGUCCCGUACCACUGCCUCGGCUCACUGUGGUCUCAGAGGGACAAGAAAGGGAGGGAGGGCGUUUGUUGGUCGGUCCGGGCCACCAUACGUCAGUUCAACAAGCUGGCCAAUGCAGUCUUAGCAUCCUGCCUUUGGCCCACCAAUCUGCGCAGCCAGCAGAGAGCCCGGCUGCUGGAGAAAUGGAUUAGCGUGGCCGAGGAGUGCCGUGCCAGGAAGAACUUCUCCUCGCUCUAUGCCAUCGUGUCUGCCCUGCAGAGUAAUCCCAUCCACCGGCUGAGGAAGACGUGGCAGGACACUGACAGGGAGGCAGUGAGGAGAUACGAGGAGCUGUCAGAAAUAUUCUCAGACAAGGACAACUACUCACAAAGCAGAGAACUCCUGAAGGAGGAGGGCACAUCAAAGUUCGCCAACCUUGACAACCGGCUCAACAGCAAACUUCUUAAUAGGUCCCACGCGCAGGGCACUGUGCCCUACAUGGGCAUCUUCCUCACCGACCUCACCAUGCUGGACACGGCGGUCAAAGACAGGCUGGAUAACGGCUACAUCAACUUUGACAAAAGGAGAAGGGAAUUUGAGGUUUUAGCUCAAAUCCGGCUCCUCCAGUCUUCCUGCAAAAACUGUGUUUUCACCGCCGACGGCGCCUUCGUACGCUGGUACCAGAGCGUGCCGACGCUCACGGAGGAGGAAAGUUACAGACUGUCCAAUGAAAUUGAAGCGCCGGGUGAGCCGAGUCCCCGUGGCCUUCCUCCAACAGUCAUCAUCACACAGUGCCCAGACCUGAGUACCUCUCGGACCAGCCUGACUGGUGACAGCGACAGCCUCUUCGACUUCCCCUCCCCUGUCAAUAACCUGCUCUCAAAACUCACAAAGCACAUGAGGUCUCCGUCCGUGUCCUGUCUGGAUGUCGACACGUCGACUUCAACCACCGAGUCCAGCCCCGCCACGCUGACUCCAUCCACCCCCGCCAAAUCACACCGCCGAUCCAUCUCCUGCGGCAACAACCCCCCCAAUAACAUCCAAGGGUCGGGGCCCGACAUGCGAAUCAUCAGGAUACGGAUGGACCUGCAGGACGGAAACCUGUACCGGAGCAUACUGGUGACGAGCAAUGACAAGACCCCCACUGUGAUCAGCUCGGCCUUAGAGAAGCACAGCCAGGACCCCAAACAGACGUCCAGAUACGAGCUGAUCCAACUUCUGCCUGAAGGAAAAGAACUGGUCAUCCCCGCGACGGGAAACGUCUUCUACGCCAUGUCGUCAUCUAGCGUUGACUUCCUGUUGAGGAGGAAAGACGGGAACACUCCGCUGGGCUCGCAGCCGAUCGAGACCAGCGCCACUUUUCCUCGGAUCAAGGCCAAGGGGAGGAGACUGGUCAGGACACUAUUCUGACGUCCAGCUUUGUCCACAGGGACGGAUUUAUUUCUCUCCUCAGUGAACGUGGCCUUCCACACAUGCCUUUACCCCGUGGCUCCUUACAAAGACCCAAAACACCAAAACCAGGACCAGGCUUUAACCGGCAACUCCAGAGCAGGAUUUGUCCCACGUUUCAUACCUCCAGCUGUCUGCUGCUGAAGCACAGUGUCAGUAGGCAUUACUCAUUUACACCCAAGAGGGAGAGCAAUGGAAGCCGUUGGUGCUGGCUCUCGAGUCCCAGUCAGAUGGCACUUGAUUUAUUUUCUUUCAUUCCUACUCGAUGACAAAGAUCUUUUUUUAAUUGCUCACAGCCGCCAUGAAAUCCCCGUACUGUUGUGUUGCUCAGUCGUGAGUGACGUUUCCAAAUGUUAAAUAAUUAAAUUGCAUUUAAUUGCUCAGACCUUCUGCGGUCGCCUGAGAUGCCGUUGGAGGUUGAAGAAGCGUAAUGAAAGGUCCUGGUUCUCACAGGAGGAAGGCCCAAAGACACCAUAGAGGAACACUGGAGCUCGUCAAAGGAGACAUAGAUAUGUUUUGUAUAUAUUUAUAUAUUUUGUACGUCUGUAUGAUGUCAACAUUGUGUUUACACUGGCGAGGAGCUCUGGGUCCACGUGUCCGAAUGGUCUAAUUCACGGGAGGAGGGGAAAGCAUCAAAUACCUGCAAGAUUUUCACUUUAAAGAGGCCAGCAUGUGUCUACAGGCAGUGAGAGUAAUUGUUUCUGCAUUUCAACAUAGUCUCAAAGCUGCAUUCAUCAAUCUGUUUCUAAUACCAAUUUAUUAAAUGACUAUUCGUAUUGUGAAAGGGGAUGCUUGUAUUGACUAACCACAAACAAAAACCUGCAGCUCAAUAGAGAUCGUUGGCUUUUGUUUAGCACUUUAAACUUCAUGGUUCAUUCUCACAGCUGUUAUCAACCCUGUUUCCACUCAGUGUGUGUGUGCUACAUGGCUAACAGCAGACACACAGUUAGCAUCUAGCUGGUGGAAAACAAGUCGAACAUAAAUCUUUUAAAGAUACAAAAUGUUUUCCUUAAAAUUUGCUAAAAACCAAAGUAGCUCCAAAGAGAGCUAUUAUUAUUAUUAUUAUUAUUAUUAUUAUUUUAUCAGACGGACAGAAAUACAACUUUACAAGCUGUCAUUCAGGUGGUUUUGGAGUUCUUCUGACCCCUAGAGGCCAAAGGUUGAUUAUUGCAGCUUUAAAAAUAUUCCCCUUGCAGCACGUUGCUUUGUUUCAGUUUGUCCCCUAAAAAUAAAGCUAAAACGUGAGGAAAAGAGAACGGAAAAUCAAAACAGUACACCAGCGUUUUUAGGUUGGAGUAUCAAACGUAUCAAAAGAGAAUGAGCCUAACUUAAAUCAUGCAGAUUACAGCUCCGCAGGAUACGUCUUCACUGUUUACAUACUUCCAAUUCUUCUGUUGUGCAUUAACAUGUCAACUUCAGUGUAGGUUUGAAACGCACAACCUCUUUUUCUUAUGGUUUUUUAAUCUGGGCUUUAUGCAAAAGUCUUGUGAGCUCUGGUUGCGUCCGCUCGGCGCUGGUGAGGCCUCCUCGCAGGCUGAGGCGCGAGCAUAGGGGAGGGGAUUCUGGGUAAUAAUAGAUGACGUGUGCUGGCGGUAUGCUAAGCUACUGAUUGUUUUUAGUGCCUUUUCUCAAACAGGAUGCACAUCUGCCCCCGUUUGCAUUAGAAUGUACACGGCGAACGUGGAGGAGGUCCACAUCAAAGCUCUUUAUGCACUACAUACAGUAUGUCCUAUUUGUGGUAAUAAAUUUACUUUUAUAUGAA